This is a messenger RNA of Myripristis murdjan (pinecone soldierfish), 14973 nucleotides long. RefSeq names its product zinc finger and BTB domain containing 20 (gene zbtb20). NCBI's taxonomy places the organism in Eukaryota, Metazoa, Chordata, Actinopteri, Holocentriformes, Holocentridae. Bases 397 to 2445 code for a protein of 682 amino acids. Gene Ontology annotation, biological process: regulation of transcription by RNA polymerase II. Gene Ontology annotation, molecular function: DNA-binding transcription factor activity, RNA polymerase II-specific; protein binding; RNA polymerase II cis-regulatory region sequence-specific DNA binding. The transcript has 4 exons. The record is from RefSeq and is a predicted model, not a curated record.
CUCAAAGUACUCGAUGUAUAGUUAAAAAAUGGGAGGGCACACUUGAACCGAGCUCCUCUAUGAAGGUAGGCUGCAGCGUGUGUUUAUUGAUGAGAUGAAAAGAAGAUGGAAGUGAGAAAUGAAACAAAGUAAAGGAACAUAUUAAAAAAAAACUACAGGCUUUGUCGGGGAAAAACUGGGGGGAGCCGUGGAAACGCUGUCGCCACUUUUUGAACGAGCUUCGGACCGCAGAACAACACAUGAUUUGGACAGAGAGGACUGACAGCAAUGCCUAGCACUGGCCUCUGAUCAGCCAUCUCCACCAGCAAAACUGAAGCUAGACCCGCACUUCAUCACCAGCCACACAAGCAUCUUCGCAACAAAACAUCAUCUGACUGUGACAUCAGUUGCAAGGGGAUGACCGAGCGCAUUCAUAACAUCAAUCUCCACAACUUCAGCAAUUCUGUACUUGAGACCCUCAAUGAGCAACGCAACCGUGGGCACUUCUGUGACGUGACUGUUCGGAUCCAUGGAAGUAUGCUGCGAGCUCACCGGUGCGUGCUGGCUGCUGGGAGCCCCUUCUUUCAGGACAAGCUGCUCUUGGGCUACAGCGACAUUGAGAUCCCUUCGGUGGUCUCAGUGCAAUCCAUCCAAAAGCUGAUUGACUUUAUGUACAGUGGGAUCCUACGGGUAUCUCAGUCGGAGGCCCUGCAGAUCCUCACUGCUGCCAGCAUCCUACAGAUCAAGACCGUUAUUGAUGAGUGCACCCGCAUCGUGUCCCAGAAUGUGGGCCUGGCUGGGCCAGGAGGGUUCCCUGUUAUACCAGGAGACUCUGGUCAGGAAACGCCCCGCGGCACGCCUGAGUCUGGCACGUCCGGGCCCAGCAGUGACGCAGAGUCAGGUUAUAUGCAAGCAACAUCCCAGCAAAAUGUGGAACGUGCAUACACAUCACUGUACUCCUACCCCGGCCUCUCUCUGCAGAACGGAACCCGCGAGCGCUCUCUCUACGUUAGCCCCAUGUCCACAAAUUACGAUCCGGCUCUCAGCACUCAGAAGGACCAGCAAGCUCAAGAUCCACCCUGGAUCACCCGCAUCCAUGAAAGAUCUCUCCUCUCCACGGAGUCUAGUCACUGCCGCAAGCAAUCUCGACCGGUACGCAUUAAUCCAGGAGGCAUGCACAUAAAGCAGGAGGCCGAAGAUGAGUACAACUGUUAUGACAAUUUAGGGGAGUGCCCAGAGGACCCUGACCAGACUGAGGGUGUGGAGAGUGAAUCCAAGGGUGAAAGCUUUGACUCAGGGGUCAGCUCCUCCAUCGGUACUGAACCAGAUGCUUUGGAUCAGCAGCCGUACCUGAUGGGCUUUGGGCGAGAGGGGGGUGGAGAUGGGCAGCAGGGUGACGGAGCACCAGUGCAGAUAGAGGUCAAUGACUCGUCCCCUGAACAAGUCCAAGAGACAGAGGAUGGGGUCACAUCCCACAGCACUAGUGACAGUAGCAUGAUGCAGCCCCUGCCAAACCCAGUCAUAUCCCAGUCCCUGCCAAGUGCCCCGCACUACAUGCGCCCGGCAGACUCACACACCAGCAAUAUAAGGAUGCCACUCACCGUGACCAGCAAUUCCCAGGUGAUGGGCACUGCUGGAAGCACCUUCCUGCCCACUCUCUUUCCUACUCAGCCGACUAGCAACAGCAAGUCUUUCCUCUUCAGCCUCCCGCCGACUAUGGGAGGCCAGCAGCAGCCCCAGUUUGUGGCAGUGCCACCCCCUGCAAUGUCAUCAUUCCCAAACCCAAUGCCGGUACCACAAGCGUCAGCUCAGCAGCAACAGGCUGCAGGAGGGAUGGGACAGGGGGAAAAGAAGCCCUAUGAAUGCACUCUCUGCAGUAAAACCUUUACUGCUAAACAGAACUACGUCAAACAUAUGUUUGUUCAUACUGGUGAAAAGCCUCAUCAGUGCAGCAUCUGUUGGCGCUCAUUCUCCCUGAAGGAUUACUUAAUCAAACACAUGGUGACACACACAGGGGUGCGAGCCUACCAGUGCAGCAUCUGCAACAAGCGCUUCACCCAAAAGAGCUCCCUCAAUGUCCACAUGCGGCUGCACCGUGGAGAGAAGUCCUAUGAGUGCUACAUCUGCAAGAAGAAGUUCUCACACAAAACCCUGCUGGAGAGGCACAUGGCCUUGCACAGCACAGGCGGCGCUGUCACGGGGAUGUCGGGGAGCGCAGGUACCGGCGGCCCAGUCUCCAUUCCUAUGCCCAUGGCUGUCCCCGAACCUGGAGCUGGAGUGGUGGCCCUCGCCAUGCCAGUGAGUGGAGGUGCUGGAGUAGGGGCUGGGGUUGGAACAGGAGUGGGUGUAGCUGCAGAAGCGAGCUGCCAAGAAGGGACCACCUACGUGUGCUCCGUCUGCCCUGCCAAGUUCGACCAAAUUGAGCACUUCAAUGACCACAUGCGAAUGCAUGUCUCCGAUGGAUAAGUACAAAUAGAUAAACUUCUUUCAAAAAGAAUGAAAAUAAAAUGGCACUAGAUUUUCCUUUUCUUAUUUUGGGGUAUGAAGAGUAAUGAGUAUAGACACUGGCACAUUAAGUUUCCCAAAAAAAAUGUUGUUUUUUGUUAUUCUAAAAGAAAAAAGAUGGUGGCCUUAAGGCUUAGUAGUUUGAUAUUGAUCUACUGGAUGGAUCCUAACUACAGGCCUCUAAAUGUAUGCUUUCCUAAAAUACUGAUUUAUGUGUUGAACACUACCGAAAGGCCUACGAAAGAAACACAUACACACAAACACACCUUUAGUGUAGAUAUGUCUGUGUGAGUAUACAUGUGCAUAUGGAUGAAUGUAUGUGUGCAUUUGCAUGUAUUUGUGUUUGUCUGAUUGUGCGCGUGUGCAUGUGUGUUGUCUGUGUGUGUGUGUGUGUGUGUGUGUGUGUGUGUGUGUGUGUGUGUGUGUGUGUGUGUGUGUGUGUGUACAUUGCCAUGGAACAUUUAUCAUGGCAGUUGUGAACCCAUACUGACCAGUUUGGAAACUAUAGAUGUCCAAGCUUACUGUGGUAUAAUUUACAACAACAAUAACAAAAAAAAAAAAAAAAAUCAUCUGGGGUUGGGCUACAUAUUCCCUCUAAAAAUACUGAUGGUCACAAGAUUGCCUUCUUAUGUAAAAUAAAAAAGGAGAGUAGUUAAUUUGACACUGGGUUUUAUUUAUUCCUAUGGUAUUAAGGGAUUAUAAUGCAGCUGUUGUCAAGGUACCAAUUUCAAUCAUUUUACUGAAAUGUAACUUCUUGUCAGUGGUUACAGGGGCAAUUAUUUCUCAUGUUUUAUAAUUAUUGUCCAUGCAUUUUGAUGGUUAAGUUUACUAAAUUAGGGUUUGUUGAUGAGACAGUAUUUGAGCAAAAAUAUAAUGUUUCCUUUUUUUUUUUUCCUGGAGUUUGAAGUAUAACUCAUUUGCAUACACUGCCACUAAUAUCUUAAAAGACUGUUAAGGCUAGUAAACUCUUCCAUUUCAAAAUAUAAGAUAAAAAGACACAAUCUUUUGCUGAUUUUUCUUUCUUUCUUUUCUUUUCUUUUUUUUUAGCCUAUUACAUUCACAGUUAUGGCAGGCUUGAAUAUGCGACUAAACUCUCUCCUUCAUAAUUGCUGCUCCUCAACUUGCACCUGACUGUUAUGGGAUGUAGAUUAAAAAAAAAAGAAAAAGGAUUUGACACUUUAACUAUUGUUGUUAUUGAGUAGCCUACAUGGUUAUAAUUUGAUAAUCUAAUUAUCUGUAAGGGGUUUAGGUUAGCUGUUGAUUGGAAUUAGUGCUGAAGAGGGAGGAUUUCAAUUUGAACCCAAAUUGGAAAAUAAAUGCCAUCCUGCUUCCUAGAAUCUCUGUAUAACCUGUUCAUUACUACUGCGAGGCUAUUUUAGCAGGUGGGAACUAAAUGCAUCACUCUCGGUGUAUUAGCUCUCCCUGGAGGUACAAAUGGCAUGCAACGUUUUGAAAGGAAAUACAGUCGGAAAGCAAAAACAAGUAGCUCCGGUGAUGUUACACUAACCGUUUUAUGAUAUACCACAAGUUGCAGAUGGACUUUCUAGAGAAUAGCAUACAUUCCUGAUUUUUCUAUUAAAAAAAAAAAAAACCUAGACACAGCAUGUACAGAAUAGAUCCAGAGGUUAGUUGGAGAAAGUUGUCAUCCACACAUCACAUCACACUUAUAAAGGCUCAUCUCUGAUUUUUGAAUUGUUUUUAUUGCUCUUUUUUUAAAAAAAAUCCAGAAUAGGACACACACACACACAUGCAACUGCCUGCAACUGCAGUCUGAAGGAUUUGCUCAUGUAUGUGCGCAAACACACUUUGGUAGUUGUAUUGUAGAACGAAUAACUAACCACACACACACAGAGGUCGAAAAAAGACCUGCUGUAGGUUCAAAAAAAAAAAAACAAAGUGCUACUUUGCACAUUUCUUAAAAUGCCUGUGCUUAAUAUUUAAUCAUUUUCCUUAAAUGAACUUCUAUGAUUUUCUUUUUUUUUUUUUUUCAAUUUCAAAGGAAAAAAAGUUUUUUUCUUUUAUCUUUUUUUUAAUCUUGAUAAGUGGACUGCAUUAUUUUUUCUUGCAUAUAUGUUGCACUGCUUAAACCAAUAAGUGCACUACUGUUACCAGAGAUAUUAUAGUUUUAGAAAAGAAGAAUUGUUUUUUUUUUUUUUUUAAAUCUAACAUUUGGUUGUAGAGUUCACAUGUAUUAGAAUAGCUUUGUUCCAAUUUAGUCAAUAAGUAUUUCAACAUUUCUGGGCUUUUGUUAUUGCUUGCAAUUACAUAUAUACUUGUGCCGUGUUGAUGCAAGCAUUUAUUUUUUAUUUAAAUCUGUACUGUUGAGUGUGCUCGUCUCUGUUUUAACCUUUUAAUACAUUACUUCUGUGGAGUCAGUCCCCUAUAACAGUUAUUGGAUUGCAUACAUUAGAACAGUCAGAAAUUUUCCUAUAAAAUCCAAGCCAAACAUUAACAACAAAACAACAACAAUAACAUUAAUAAUGAUGAUUAUCCUAAUAAUAAUGCUAAGAAUAAUAAUAAAAAAUAAAUUUAUAGUGUGUGUGUGUGUAACAUAAACAAAUAUGUGUGUCCUAGAACAAGUUUCUUUUUGGGAAUAUGGGUGAGGGGAGGUGAUGGAAUGCAGCUUAUUUGAUAUCUGUCAGUUGUACACAGUUGUGUCCCUUCCUUAGUGUUUGUAUGUCUGUGACCGUCUGUGUGUGGUAUAUAGCCUAAUCAAACUGUUGAAAAGUGGAAUAUCUGAACUGUAGGGCUUCCUUUGCAAUAUGCAGCGCAGGUACUAUGAGAAGCAGCUCUUGUAACCUUUUUUGGGCUAAUAACGCACCUGUACUUAUAUGCUCCGAGACCUGCCUAAAGACAACAGGUCAAACUCUGAUUAACUGUCAUCGUUCCCAUUUGGCAAAGCUCUGUUUAGCAUUUUGAUGCUGAACUCGCACCUAGAUCGCUAUCGGAUUUCAGAUCCGCGCUAAAAGUCCAUUAUGCGAGAGCAGCGUCCCAUUUUUCACCAUCAGAAAAAGAAAAAAAAAAUGACAAAACAGGGAAGUGAUAAACAUCGUUUGACCUAGAGGAAUCCUCCACUCUGGUUUCUCCUCAUCUGAAGGUUGUAAAAGGAAAAAAAAAAUCGUCCUCAGUAAAAGUAGCAUAUUAUUUGACAUUUGAUUGGGUAUUGUCUCCUUUGGUGUGCAUAUAAGCCUAAAUGAUAUGGUUCCUGUGUGUAGCUGUCGUUGCCAGGAUGGCAAUAUUGCUGCAUGUUAGUGCUAUAUUUGUCUCUACACAGCACGUGGAGGGUAAUCUCUUGCCUUAACAGACAAUGCACUAAAUAGAAUAUGUAAGCAACUGCCGAGAUCUCUUUCCAACAGUAUUGCCGCGCGUAUGGCACACAGCUCGUGAUGUUGGUGUCUGUUCAGUACAAAAGGUUAACACUGCCAAAACUAACACCGUCACUUAGCUGAAAGCAAAGGCAGAGACGUUAAUUGAAUUGUUUCAGUGUAACGUGUGUGUUCAGUAAUCUAGCAUUCCUUCAUGGCACUCGGCUGCAAUCCCGCGGCCGACCCUAAAUUUACAUAUUUUGUGUAAUACAUAUAUCAAAAUGCACUAUUGACUGUAGCUAGAUGAGUACUCCUUACAUCAGCUUGUUGGUAUCAUUGGUCUAAAUAGUAGGUUAAGUAGCUCGAUGUUGGUUUUGAAAUAUUUGAUUUCGAAAUGACACAAUCAAAUGUUUCCCUAUAAUUUUUUUUCUUUUUCUUUUUUUUUUUUUUUUGGAAUAUCAAAGUAGCCAGACUCAACAUUUAUCCGGAUGAGGGCUAAUUGAUCGUCCUGUCAUCAGUUGACGUCAUGUAUUAUAAAAGGGGGUUUGAUAGCAAACCAGGCUUGAAAGGGGAAGAACUUUUCUCUCCAGUGUGUCACAACCUACUAUAGCAUACCCAGGCUUUUUUCCCCUCCCCCCUAUUGCAAUAGCAUCACAUACUCUUCACUUGUCCAUAGUUAUAUAUUCCUUAUAAUGCUUCAGCUACUCAUUGUUGUGGUGCUUAAUUCUCUUUUUCUCUCAAUGUUGCAAAAAAAGUCUGUUGGAAAUCGUCAAACAGUUGCAACAUUAUCCUGAAAUAAGUCCUAUUCUCAAUUGUGCUUCUUAUAGUUGUUAGGUUUUUUUUAAAAAAGAAAAAGAAAAUAAAAACAGUCUAGACUCUUAUGUUUGCAAAGUGUAUGCUACAUAUUUUCCAGAAGAAAACAUAUUGAAAAAGUAGAUAGCCUCUUGAGCCUGCAGCUAUUUGUAUUGUGUUUCAGAUAUAUUAACGUUCAUGUUUUGUUUAUUUCAGUGUACAGACACAGGGUCUACAUCGUCGUCCUUCUCGCAGUGUGUUGAAUUCAUUGUUCUACUUUUUUUUUUUUUUUUUUAUUUCAGGACUUACUCCUGCUCUUUUUGUUUGGUUUCAUUUGUUUUUUUUUUCCUGGUGAUCAUAGUGAUGUUUAUACGUAGCUUCAUGUGAUCGGAUAAAGGAUAGUCGACUAUCGAGUAAGAUUUCCUAGUGUGCUAUACAUGCAUUGUAUUGUUUGCAUUAAGAGGAAAGGGUGGGAAAUAGUAAGGGUGAGGGGUCAUGUUGAGUACAAACAGGUUCAGUUUUCUGAUAAGGAUUUGUCUCGUCUGUCUUUCUAUCUGACAGCGACCGAACUUCUGUCUCCAUACAUCUAAGCCAGAUUUUUUUAUUUAAGCAUGAACUUAAGUCACAAAGUUAAGAAUUUACAGAAAAUCAUGCAACCAUUCAGAUAAUACUUAACUGCAUUUCUUUUGUCCUGCUACAGUACACGUAAGAAUGAAAUAAAGAUCUUCUUAUAAAUAUACUAUAUAUAUAUAAGAAUCACCAUCACCUAAAGAAAUACAUUUUCACAUAGUUUGAUAAAGAAAUAAAUGCAGCUAGAGUAUACCUUGUGGGAUAUAGGGAAUAAGCCUAUCAAGUGCCUAUCAGUACAUACAGCAACUAUACAGAAUAUUCAUAGUUUUUCUCUCCUAUAUUGCACAUAUACAGUAUAUACACAAUGGUCUAUGAAAAAAGAUACUAUUUAUACUGCUAACAAAAAAACCUGUUGGUCAUGAGUGCAUCUUAACAGAACCCUUUAAAAUACCUGAAAUUUUCUAUUCAUAUAAAGGCAACAUCUGCAAUGUUUUAUAUUUUAUUUACAUUGUGACAGUAUGGAGGAUUCAAAGAUUUAAAAUACAAUCGCUGCUUUUAAUGAAACUUUAAAAUGCAAAAAUGAAAGCUAAAAAAAAAAAAAAAUUAAAUGUAGGUUCAAAGUUGAAAUGGUCUAAAAAUGUAAUGGCACGUUGUCUUCUUUCACAUCACUCUUCCUCUGUGCCGUUGUACACCUGCAACUUUUAUUUUUUAUUUUGUUUUAUUUUAAGCCAUUUGCAAGCAGGGAGGCACAAGCCUUGCACAUGUUUUUUUUUUUUUUUUGGGGGGGGGAGGGUUGAAAGGGCACUGGCACCUUCCGAACAGCAGAGGGAGCGAGCUACACUUCACCUUGAGGAGUCUUGAAUUUGGUUCACACACACACACUCACACAGGAUACACACACUCACACACACACACACACACGCGCUGCCUGGCGCACUGCACCCAUGGAAAAAUUCAAGCCAGAAUCAACUCGAAGCUUGUAUUUCCAGUUAUUUUGUUUAUUUAAUAUCAACAUUAUGCAAACUACUAAUUAUUAUAUCCACAAGCAUGUUGAGUUUUUCAUGCUGAUGAGUCCAAUACUCACCGGCCCUUUGAGCUCCAGACUUUUUCAUCUGAUUUGUUUUUUAUUUUGUGCGUCGUCAGCCAGGCGUCUGUGUUGAUUCUGAGGGAAGAAAAAAAAUCUUCCUUCGCUUGAAUUAACAAGAAUAAAAUGUGUUAGUGGCCUAAGGAGCUGGCACUAGUCGUUAGUGGCUGGUUUACAAAGUACACUGUGCGCUCUUUGACCUUGACUGUUGGCCCCUGCACGUGCGAGCCCGGGCCCCGUUCAUUAAAGUUUCAUCUCAUCUCACGGCUUUAGCCACACGGGAAGGCUGCACCUUUCUUGGAGCUUAAAAAUUGUAAAGGGCGAGCAAAGAGCGAUGUGACCACAGGAACUGGCCAUUAAAAAUCACACUGGCUUUCUUUUCUCUCUCUCUCUCUCUCUCUCUCUCUCUCUCUCUCUCCCUUUUUAAAUUCUAAAAUAAAACCACAAGUGUAAAUACUGGGACAGUGAGUUUAACUUUUUGGCAAGACGCACAUUAUGUGUAUUAAGUUAGCUGCAAGUGGCUGGUUAAUUCCUUAUUUUAUGUUUUGGGAAUUUCAAUAUGGUGGAGUCCUAUAGUAAGACUGGGGUGAGGCUGAGGACUCAGAGAGCUCUGAGGCUGGGAGAUAAAAGGUGUUGGAGUUGCUUAUUAAACUGUCCCCUAUGGACUAAUUACCACAAUUUCAUCUCAAACUUUACCCCUAGUUGCACUGUGCCAAAUUUGGAAAAAGCUGCCACUUUAUUCUUGAUGGCAGAAAUGAACAGAAAAGGAAAAGCAAGAGAAUCUUUUUUUUUCUUUUUUUUCUUUUUUUUUUUUUUGCAAAUUCAAGCACUGCUGUAACACCCACAACAAAGCAUUUUAUUAUUUAUAAUAAAGCAUUUAUCAUAUCAAAUCAUAGUGAUUGCCUUUAUUUUAAAUCUUUGAAUCCUCCAUAUGACAUAGCUCUCAACUGAGUAAAUAGGAGAAAACAGCUAUGAUUAACACCUGAGGUUAAAUACACAUUUUAAAAAGGAGGUUUACUUGCAUAGACAUUUUAAUAAUAAUUUUAAAAUAUAGCAUUAAAUAUAGGCAAUGUGAUAUAGCUAGUCCCUGUCAUCCAACUAUCACACCACAACACACACACACAAAAAAAACAGGCAUUUGUUCAGAUUAUUACUGUGGCACGCAGCCGAGCGAGUUAUUCUACAUCGUCUAUAUUAUAUUAUCGUUUCUAUCUUUGUCCAGAUUUUUAAAGUAGGGCGCAGCUUAGCUAACUAUAACAACAUCUAGAUCAUAUUCACUCUGAUGCUUUCUCCAUACAUGUAAUUAUCACCCCACCCUGCUGACAUUUUUAUUAGACCGCAUCAGUGUCAGGUUUCAGACCCAAAUUUAGCAUGCAGUCGUGUUUAAACAGCUUUGCUUACUCUUUGUUUUUGAUGGAGCACAAACUAUAUAUUAAGUGUCCCCUCAAUAACAGGCUUGAACUCUUGGUACAUCAUUAUUAUGAUUAUUAUUAAUGUUUUAUUUCUUUUUAAUCAUAAGGAUUAGGAGACGUAGAUGUGGUUUAGCCUCCAAAGCCUAAACAUUGAGCCUCUUUGUGUUUUUGGGAGGUCAGGUGUAAUAGUCUUUUUGGAUUAGUCAAAUUCUUUGGGAAAAAAAAAAAAAUAAAGGUUCUACUUAUCAUUUGUGCAGCAUCACUGAAAUAUGCAUUCCUGUGAAGUCCAGAACAUUCCAGCACCUAGACUGGCACUCGUUUUCCACACUUAACUAACUUACCAUCGAGGAUGAUUUUCCAGCGUUUUGACUUUUUUUUUUUUUUUUUUUACAGAUCUGUCUGGAUAUUUGAUCAUGUAGUAGCAAACACCGCCCGCUAGUUAACAGAGUUUAAGGCUAAACAAUUUUUUUGUUUGUUUUUUUGCAUUACUCAAAUAGAUCUGAUGUUUUUCAAUCGCACCUUUUUAUUCGAAUUUCUCAUCCUCAUAAGCCUAAAGGACGGCUUAUUCUUGUGUUGACUGGUUCUAGGCAACAUGCACUACUUUAUUCUCUUUUCUCUACUUUACAUGUAUGUUGGUCUCUCUUUUUUGGGGCGUAGAGAUAUAAAACCUGAGGGGAAAAAAAAGAAAGAAAAAAAGGUUGAUGCUCUUCUUUAUCAUGAUGUUGGUCACUGUCUCAGCCAGCAUAUAAUCUGCCAUAAUGGACAUGCAGAUUUUCAUGACAAAAUUUAGCACUGUAAAGUUCCUAAUAAAAGAGGUUGGUGGUGGUAAUUUUGUUUUAUAAGAUGGGGCCAUGCUAAUCAGUAGAGCUCAGAUAGAAAUAUCUGUACUAGGUGAUGUUUGUUUUCAUAAACCAAAGAGUGGUGAGGUAAUUUAGGCUCAAGUGUUUGAGUUGGAUGGAGAAAAUAACAUUUCUUUUCUACGUGUGGUUACCAAGGUGUGGGUUCCUAUAUAAUCUGGCUAGAUUAUUUUGUUUGUCUGGGGAGGGGGUUAAGUUUUAUUUGUUUUUCUGCUCAUGGCAGGGUGCUUGUGAAAAAUGCAUCUAUGUUUUGUCACUUGAUCACUAUUGGUUGUUAUGUAGUUUUGUGGUUGUGUUCAUUUGCCUAUCGUAGACCAAAAUAGCUUUUUUUAUAUGAAAUGCAACAAAACAUAAAAAUGAAUUUGACGCAGUAGCUGCGAUGUAAACUAUCGCAUGUUCAAACGUGGCUAAGAUUGUACAUGUUGCAUUGUUCCUCUGACAAAAACACAUUAGCUCUCAAUAUUCAUUGGUUAUGUUCUCGAUACACACACAUUUAGCAAAUCAGCGUAGACCUUUUCAGCUUCACAAAUUGUUAUAUUUAAUUUGUUUGUCUUCAGCAGACACUAAUUGUGAUACCAAUUUUCAUCAGAUAUUGGAUCUAUCUGACUAAUAUUCUAAGGCUAUCCCGGAAAUAUUAUCAGAGGAUUACCACUUAGAAUGAAUUUUGCAAUUUAUACUUGAGAUGGACCAAGAUGUUAAGUUUGCACAUCUUUGUAGGUUGUUUUAAGCCAAAAAAGAGAGAAUAAUAAUACACACUUUAAUUUGUCAAACGUAGAGGAGAUGCUCGUCUUUGAGCCUACGUCCUUCAUGUUCAUUGAAAAGCAUUAGAGCCAGCCAUCACAUGAGAAUCACUCAAAACUAAAUAAAAAACAAAAAGAGAGAAAUUAAAACCAAACUGUUAGAUGACUUUAAACUUGAUGAUGUGCUCCAAAUAUGCGAUAAGUCAGUCUCAUUUUUGAAAAUGAUUAUGAGACAGUAUAUUUUUGUAAUAAUGUACACAUCAUCUGCGAGCAGGAAGUAAACCCUUUGGCAAAUUUAUCGACAAUAUUGCAUCAGUGUAAGGGGUUACUACUUGAGGUGAACCUGCUGUGUAUUUUUCAUCCAGUAUGUUCAGAGAAUGAAAUCUGAUUAAUUUUGGGCCGUGUUUUGCAACCAGGAGUGUAAGGACAGAAUUUGACGUAAGAUUUGUUUUAAUGAUGACAGCUCAGAAAUCAAGCGUGCCCAGGUUUAUAGAAGCUUAGGCUUUGUCAUCUGACUUUUUAAGCUUUUUGCUGCCAUAUCUUGUAUGUAGAUGCUUUUGUAAAAAAAAGAAAAAAAAAAGGCACUUGAGUUGAACUAUAAGAUGUGCUUCUGAAUAUGUGUAUAUUUUGUUAGGCUUGUCGCCUACAUUAGCUUAUACUAUUUUAUUAUCUCCCUUAAAAAAAAAAAAAAUCUCCUAUACAGAUUAUGAACUUGGCAGAAGUGGAGCUGUUGUAGUAAUGGUAGUUAACAUCACAACUAAGCAACCCUGAAAUAUAUGCUGCAGUAAUGUGUUUUCAGUUUCUUUGUUAAUUUAUGCUCUAAGUUUGGUUUGUAUUUUAUUAUUAUUAUUAUUAUUAUUGUUAUGAAACAAGCUUGUUUGAAAUGUUUUUGACUGCUGUUUUGGAAUAGGGGAUAAGGUUUUUUUUUUUUUUUUGAAAUGUAUGUGCAAGGAAGUUUUAUAAUAUGAUUUGUCAAACACUGGACUGGAGUGAGUUUCCAACAUUUCCAAGUUGAGAGAUAGUUGUAUUUGACAGACAUAACUGCACAGACUACAUCCCUUAGCACAGACAUGACCUGACAGACGAAAGAUGAAGCACAUCCUCCCAGCUGUACAGGGGAGGGUGACGAAACACGGGCCGCCCCUCUUCUCCGCUCAAAAUAGGGGUCACACAGAUGUGAGAAAUCUGAUUUCCUUUGCUCUGAUCAAUCGCUUUCAUUGGGUGAGGGGAUACACACAAGAAGAAAUAUUGAUUUAUUCCCCACCUUCCAAAUUGCUGCAUGGCAUUGAUUGGUAAUCAUUGAAUAAAUACAUUUUUUUCUCUCUUUAAAGUACUGUUCUCGAAAAUAUUAUCAAAAUUCAAAAAGGGAUACCGCUAGCCAGUAAUCGAAAUCACCUGGUAUGUUCUUGCUAUGAUAUGACAGUUGAGUCUCAUCACACCAACCACCACUUCUCAAACCAGAAAAGAGAUUUGCACUAGACUUGUUUUGGUCUUCUUUUUUUAAUCAAAAGCAAUAUAAUUCAGAUCAAUAGACACAUUUUUUGAAACCACAGUUUUUACCUGAGAGUCGUCUGCCCACAGUGGGAAUGAUGAGCAAAUGGUGAUAUUUGAAACGUUUUGUUUUUGUAUAGCAUAAAGGUACAGAAUUGGAAGUGUCAUGCCUUUUUUUUUUUUUUUUUUUUUUUUUUUUUUGGAAAUGCACAUAAACUUUGAAAAAAAAAAAUCCUAGGAAGCGUAGCUGGUUUGGCCCAGCAGGACCCCCCCAGUAUCAGUGUCCAGAUUUUGAGGGGCAUUAACACUGUUGUUUCCUCCUGUGAUUGUUUUGGACAAAUCAAACAGCUCUUCGCGGAAGCCGAAGUGAGAGACGGGAACGUGUGAGGGGAAGGCGCCAUUUCCCAUACGUUAGGUGUAAAACGUCUUCAUCACGCAGCCAUGGCUCAGUGGCCGAUAUUUAAAGAUAAUACCAAAACAUAGCCCACUCGUCCACUGACGCGAACGCACACAUACACACACACACACACACCCACCCUCUUAAAAACAACUGUGUCAUCUGCAUAUUCGAUCACUACGAGUGCUUUUUUUUCUGGGAUGUUACCAAAAAAAAAAGAAAGAAGCGCUUUAAAGUGAAACAAUAAUGAAAUGCUUUCUUAAAUGAAAAGAUCGAUUCCAAACGCACCUUUUUUUGUCACAUAAACACAACAUCCAUUGGCUACGUAGAGAAUUUGUGUCCACCAAAAUGUAUCAUAUUUCAUCCUUGUUCAGCGAGGUCAUCCCACGACAGGAGCGGUUCUUGACCUUAACGUCUUUUAUUUUGUCGAUUGAUGAGUGUAAAUCUUCAGUAAUUCAUGACAGCAAAGCGUCACCAUUUUAUCUGGACGUAGUAGCUUUCCUGUUUUUCACCGCUUUGUGGUGUUGUUGAAAGAUGUUGCGGUUUGUCUAAAUAUGUUGCGUGUUAGAGGAAGCAUAAGUAUGUGCCUUCUUGUAAUCUCCUUGGUGAGCUUGUUAUUAUUGAGAAGCUGAAGCCAGCCAAUUGUGUUUGCACUAAAAACCAAAUUGCUUUUGUGAUGUAGACUAUUUAAGCAAGCUUGUUGCGUCACUUUAACCGUACAGUAUGCAUGAGGGUGAAAUUGGUAAGUCUAGGGCUAGAGCUCUCAUCUGUUGACCUGUAAAACCAGUGCAGCUUAGAGGAUCUUGUGAAUAUAUCUUGGCUUAGUUUCGCAUUCAGUUUUCAAUUCCAUCUCCUUAUUCGUCAAGUUUGUCGUUGACAAUUUCCACAGUUUAAAAAAAAAAAGGAAAAAUAAAAAAAGAAGAAAUAAUAACAAAAAAAUAGCAAAUAACACAUACCAUGAAUACAACUCAGCUUUUAUUUUCACAUGCCACAGCUUGAGAGCUACACAACUGUAGUAGAGAUAUUCAUUUCUCUGAAUCCAUGGGAAUGCAUGAGUAUAUGAGGUCGCCUCAAGACUAUUGGUCAGAUUAAUUUAGGUUGUUUUUGAAAAACUUGUAUUUAUUACCUAUUUUGUUGACAUCUAACAGAAAAGGCCUACAUGCUUUGAGUCUUACAAUUGCACCUUAUUCAUGUCAGUCCAUGUGGAAAAGGCUGGCAAUGUAAUAUCUCUGAUUUAGCACCUUACUACACAGCAUGUUUUCACUUUAUGCCAGUUUAGCUAUUCUUCCAUGCAUUUGAUUUCCAAAAUAAAUUUUAUAUUUUGUGAAAUUGUUUAAAGGGAUGUGCCAAAGUUUGGAGGCGAUCUCCCAAGUGUUUAUGCUUAUCAUUUUCUUUUUCCUCCUCCUUCAGUUAUAGCAAUGGUAUGUCAAAACUUUCCUAUAACAGUGUGUGGAAUCAAGUUAUUUCAGCAAACAGUAUCAUUACUUGCCAUUUUACAAUAAGCCCUGUAUUUCACAUAUAUUUACCAGUGAUGUGUAUUUGUUAUUAUAAAGAAAAUAGCCGUAAAAGCUUCAUUAUGUUACAUAAUAUUGUGACUUUUUUCGAAAAACUGUGAAGACUUAUCUUGCAUAUACUUUAUACAGAAGUAUUAAGCCUUAAUACAAAAGACUAAAAAAAGUGUGGAAGAAUAAACUGAUUGUUGCUAAGUAAGGAUGAUUUUUGUAAAUGUUACCAGCACUUUUUUUGUAAUUUUCACUCUCUGAGGUAUUGUACAAGUUCAAGCUGUUUGUGAAGUUUGAUUAUGAAGGAAUAAAACUAGUACUUUCCUGUACUUCACAGAA